This is a messenger RNA of Lolium perenne, 1923 nucleotides long. Its product is annotated as carboxyl-terminal-processing peptidase 3, chloroplastic. NCBI's taxonomy places the organism in Eukaryota, Viridiplantae, Streptophyta, Magnoliopsida, Poales, Poaceae. The record is from RefSeq and is a predicted model, not a curated record. Gene Ontology annotation, molecular function: serine-type peptidase activity; endopeptidase activity; protein binding. Gene Ontology annotation, biological process: proteolysis.
CCGUCCAGUGGACUCCGGCGGCCGGCGGGGUUAUAACUCGCAACGACUCACUACUGCCACAUUGCGUGAUUGCUUCGCUCGCGUCCAUGGAAAUGGUAGAGUGCUCCCUAGGCGCCACCCGCACCCCGCGGCGUAUGCUACCCAGAACCCCAACGGGGGCAGUUCUUGGCGCCGGGAGGGCCAGCAGGCUCCGGGUGCGGUCCGAGAGGAAGGAGCGGCCUCCCCAGGCAGUCAGGGCUUCCGCGCCGCGGGAGCACGACGGAGUCAGGGCGCUGGGGAAGGCGGCGGCGGGGCUUGCGGCGGCCGCCGUGGUGUCGCUGACCGGGUUCGCUGGGGACGUCGUCGCCCCGCCGCCAGCUCGGGCCGAGUCGCUCACCGUCGCUUUCCCGGUCUCCAAGGCCCGGGAGGUGAAUAGGGUGCAGAGGACGCUGGUGGAGGCGUGGGGCCUCAUCCGGGAGACCUUCGUCGACCCCACCUUCAACCACCAAGACUGGGACCAGAAGCUUCAGCAGACGAUGGUGGAGAUGUUCCCUCUGAAGUCGGCCGACGCUGCCUACGGCAAGAUCAGCGGGAUGGUCUCCACGCUCGGCGACCCUUUCACAAAGAUCAUCAGCCCCAAGGAGUACCAGAGCUUCAGGAUCGGCAGCGACGGGAACCUUCAAGGGGUCGGCAUUUUCAUAAACACGGAACCAGGCUCCGGUCGCUUGCUUGUCAUGAACUGCGUUCAGGGAGGCCCGGCGGAUCGGGCAGGCAUACGUGAAGGCGACGAGCUAGUUGAGAUCGACGGGAAUAGUGUUUUGGGGCUGGACGGCGAAGCUGUGGCUCAGAGACUUCGAGGUCGUGCUGGAACGAUAGUGCAAGUGAAACUAUUGGAUGGUACUGGAAAUGAAAGCAGUGGGAGGAUAAAGCCAAAAGAGGUCCAGCUAUCUCGUGAGGUUAUCAAUCUUUCACCUCUAUCAACUGCAAUCAUCUCUCAUAGGAUGGGUGGUGGCCUUGAGGGCAAGACUGGGUAUGUUAGGUUAGCUGCCUUUUCUCAGACUGCAGCUGCUGAAAUGGAAAGUGCCGUCAAAAAGAUGGAGGAUGAAGGUGUUCAAUCAUAUAUUUUAGAUCUGAGAAAUAAUCCGGGUGGUUUGGUAAAAGCUGGUCUUGAUGUGGCUCAAAUAUGGUUAGAUGGAGAUGAGACUCUUGUGAACACCGUUGACCGUGAGGGGAAUGUGCGGGCGAUAAAUAUGGUCCAGGGACAAUCCUUAACACACGAUCCUCUCGUGGUGCUUGUGAACGAAGAAAGUGCAAGUGCAAGCGAAAUCUUGGCUGGUGCACUGCAUGACAACGGCCGUGCGAUCCUGGUAGGCCACAAAACCUUCGGGAAAGGAAGAAUACAGAGUGUAACAGAGCUGGAUGACGGCUCGGCCCUGUUCAUCACCGUCGCCAAGUACCUCUCUCCAGCGCUGCACGAGAUCGACCACAUCGGGAUCCAGCCUGACAUCCAGUGCUCCCCCGACAUGUUGUCGUCCCUGCCGAGAGCGCCUCCACUCAGCAGUGAGGGCAGCGAGGCUGUGGCGGCGGGUCUAGAGAUGGAUUCAUGUAUCAUGGUGGCGGAGCAGGCGCUGGAGAUCCAGCAGCAGUCCAAGGGGUCCGCUUCGUAGAAGGUUUACCGAUCAGGGGCUCCAGUGUGUGUAUUGCUGUAUAUAUAUAUCCUGCAAUUGGCAUUGCAGCUGUAGUAUUGACGACGGCUGAGUAGUGUGGUGGUAACAAUGUAUAGGCUGAUUUCCCUCAAAAAAAAGUAUAGGCUGAUGUUAGAUUUGUAGGAUGAUGAGGCACUGGAAUCUAGCUGCUCAGUGCUUCAUGGGUUUCGCAAAUUGUAAAAGCGUAUUGCUCUAUGUACAACACAUUGGCUACAUACCGUUGGGCGAGCUUAAAGCA